Messenger RNA from Achroia grisella, 9646 nucleotides. RefSeq lists its product as uncharacterized. Bases 1 to 8655 code for a protein of 2884 amino acids. The record is from RefSeq and is a predicted model, not a curated record. Gene Ontology annotation, molecular function: protein tyrosine kinase activity; ATP binding. The transcript is spliced from 21 exons. NCBI's taxonomy places the organism in Eukaryota, Metazoa, Arthropoda, Insecta, Lepidoptera, Pyralidae. Gene Ontology annotation, biological process: protein phosphorylation.
AUGAUGGGUACAUUAUGGCUGGUGCUAUUCGUGGCCCUGACCGGCGCACAUUUUGGAUACGGAUUACCCGUAGGAUCGACACCGCAGACCUACCUUCACGAUGCAAAUUCACCAUCAGUACUGGAGAGCUGGGGCUCUGGUGGCGGAGUGUAUGCUGCAGUGCCGGCACUGGCCCUGAUGCUGACUGCCGUUGGGCUGAUCUUUGGAUGCACCUGGUGUUACAGGCAUAAAGACUGCAAGCAACCAAACGCAGGAGCAGACAAUCAGUUAUUCGCAGCGAGCGCCACACACCUACACGAUGUGCGUCUCUCCCACCCGCCGGACUCCGGAUUCUCGGAGCCCGUCAACAACAAUAUCAGCGAGGACAACAACAAUGGCCCGAUAUCGCUACGUGAAAUGCAGAACAUCGCGAACAACAAUGCUACAGCAUACAUAGUCAGCGAGAAUGAGGAACGGAAUAGGGUCAGCCGGGAGUCGGUCGUCGAAUUUGAACCUCUUCCUAACGGGAUUGGAGUUGGAAAUCCUUUGGACCACCGGGCAGAUUGGUUUGGUGGUGAAGACUUUCCGAGAAAUAAUUUGCAAUAUCUUCGAGAAAUCGGUCGAGGAUGGUUUGGCAGGGUGGUAGAGGGUGAAAUAGAAGAGGCCGGUUCAACGUCAACGGUGGCUGUGAAGAUAUUAAACCAAAACGCCUCCGUUGAGGACAAGGCGCGCUUCCUGGAUGAGGCGCGGCUGUACAGAGACGCGAGGCACGAGAAUAUUCUCACAUUGCUGACCAAAUGCUUGCAGGAAGAGCCCUGGAUAUUGAUAUUCGAGUUAUGUCCUAUGGAUCUUCAGCAAUAUUUAACAGUUAACCGUCCCAAAAUGGCGAUAUUAAACGAGAGCGGUGUACCACUACGGCUUAUGUGCGAUGUCUCGUCGGCACUGGCAUAUCUACACACAAGGGGUUACUUGUACGGGAACGUGAGCUGUGAUACAGUGCUUGUGCGACAAGCUGGGGAUGAAUCUACGUCCGCUCGUGCUGUGUUGGGUCACUACAACACUGACGCGACGCCACCGCCUCAUCUACCGCACACGGCUAGUAGCGAGGUGCGUGCGAUGGGCGGCCUGGUGUGGAGCGUGUGCACGUGGGGCGCGCCACCCCCGGAGCACCCGCAGCCGCCGCCUCCUCCGGAUCUGCCCUGCCCCUACAGAAAUCACCUAUACCAAGUGAUGCAACUCUGUUGGAAUCCCGACCCCGAAGCUCGACCGACCUGUGCCCAAGUUUACGCACUGAUCAACCACUUAUAUGUUGCGCACACGCGAUCGAGCUCCGCUUCUGCUGACGAUGGUUAUGGUAGCAGCGACUUCGAAGAGCGCUGGCAGAGACUCAAACCUAACUCCAUACCUGUUAUAGACGAGCACGUCGCCAUAGUGCACGCUCCGUCCACUUCUAUGGCGUCUCAUUUCACUGGCUCAGAUCAAGACUUUGAUAACACUCCCACAGUCCACGAAUCGCUUAGUGUCGACAUGGAUACUGCCGUCUCCAGAUCUAGCAGCAUUAUGUCCGACAAAGACCCACUCUCAAUACAAAUCAAAUCGGAAAGCCUCACCAAUCUCCACGGUUCUUUAGAAGAUGUACGCAACAUCUACCUCACUCACAAUGAAAUGGCCGUCUUAGAAUGUCAUCAAGGCAACAUUAUUCUCGAUGACAGCAGGGAUAAGGAUCACGAUAACUCUGAUAGUUCCGUCGACCCGUGGCUCAAGGAUAUCAUUGCUGGCAGUCAGGAUGAUGUCAGCUAUUAUAAAGAUGUCAGUGAUGUUAUUAAGAAUCUCGACAAUAUUCUCAAUUCUGAAAAGACUUCAAGCUCCGAAUCAAGUCAUCAAGCUAGUCCAUCCAGAGAUAAUCUGAGUUUAGACUGUAAAACAGACUAUCCAAUGCAAUCUAGUAUGGUCAAAUCCCCUGGUAUUAGUAAUUUUCAGAAUAUACUAGUAACUGGUUUUGAUAAUACGUCUGAUAGUGAGCCAUGUGAGGAAGACGAUAUUGAUCGUGAUACAAUUGGUACAUUGAGUCAUUCUUUUGAACGCCAUAGUGACACGACCAGUCAGCAUACCUUAGAAAAUAUUACACCCAUUACUCCAAUAAAAGAUAUAGCCGUUAUAUGUGAAAUCGAGAAUAAAAAUGGAAUUGUGGCAAUGGAAAAACAUGAUCCUCUCGAAGUAGCUUUCAAUGAGGAAACCAAAUUACUCUUAAAUACUGUUUCGCCAAUAGAAAAUGUAGAUAAUAAAGCUAGUAAAGUACCCAAGUUAAAUGAAUUAUGUAUAGCCUCAAUGCCUAGUGUAAGUGAAAUAAAUAUUGAACAAUUGAAUGUAAGAAAAGACUGUGAAAGAUCUUGUGAUAAUAAGCUAACUGAAGAAAGGACUGAUAACGAAAUCGAUACUAAGUCAAUAAAAGAUACAGAUGAAUUAAAUGCAAAUGCUAUUGAAAAUAAAGAAAUAGCAAUCAUAGAAUAUGAUGAACAAUCAAAAUUAUAUAAUGUACAAGAUGAACUCUUGCCAGAAGUAACAACUGAGAGACAUCCUAUAGAGAACAGUCAAGAUUCGUUGACUAUUGAAACUGUAACAAGUGAUUUGAAACAACCAUUUGAUUUGUCUAAUAGUGUUCUCACUAAACAUGAAGAUAAAAGUAAUGAUCUCAUCUCCCCGGUACAAAAUACAAUUAAAAACACAAAAAAUGAAACAAUUUGCCAAGAAGACACAGUAGAACCGGAUGAAUCAGAACUUAUUGAAAAUUUAAAUGUAAUUACAACUCCUAAUGCACCUGAGUUAGUACAAAAUAUUAACAAUAGUGAAAAUCAAACUUAUAAUAUUUGGGCUACGGAAGAAGAUGUUAGUACAGUACAACCCAUAAGUAUUCAUGAGAAUACAACCACAACGCCAUUUACGCUACCUGAUACAGUACAAAAUUAUAUUAAUGAAACAUUUGUAAUGGAUGCAGAAAAUGCAGAUGUUCCUAAUGAAACAAAGAAUUCAAUUACACCAAAGCUUGUAAAUACGCCAAUUAGAUCUGAACAAAAUGAAAUAGUAAAUAAGACUUUACCAGAACAGUACAGCGAUAGUACUGUAUAUAUGGAUCUCAUUAAUAAUACAAAUAGUGAAAUAAUGGAGAAUGAUACAAUGGAUAGUAAUGUAAAAGAAGUAAUUAACUCGUGUCUACCUUUAUCAAAUGAAACAUCUUGCUCUUUAGCUAAAUACGAUUCAACAGAAUAUUUAGAUUUACCCAGUAUAAUAAAGCAGACAGAUAAUUUUUUGCAUUCUGAAAAAAUAAUUUGUAGUCAAGAUGUAGAAUUUAGAAAUGUUAUUGUCUCCAGCACACCUAUGGGUAGCGAUAAAACCACAGAUGAUACUUUAGAAUGCUCUAUUAAUGAAAACAACGCCGAAAUGCUAUCAGAAACGAAAAUGCCAGAUUAUGGUGUAGGUGUAACGUUUACGAAACUGGAACAGAUAUGUGUCCCAGAUAGCAUUAGUCCAUUCGAAUCGCCGACUAAAAGUCACCAUACCGACACAUAUGAUGAAAAUAGUUCUGUUGUAUUGGGACCCUUUGAGAACUGCACAAUCGAGUUAUUCAAAGGUAUAAAAUCUAUUGAUUUAAUAGACUUACCCAAGGAAGAACUGUUAGCUUUCUCGUCAAACUUUAGCGAAAUAAAUCUCGAAACUCCGUCACCAUUGCGUGAUGGUAACUUUCUAAACGAAGUGCCAGACAUCGUCCCAGACGACACACAAUUUGAUGAUCUAGUAACCAUAAGCGAACCGCAUUCCGAAAAAGAGCUACCGUCUGAAGUGAAUACAGUGGAAUCGGAGGUGCAAUCUGUCACAGAGAAACGUGCAUCACCAUCCACACCACCAAAUUCGCCCGGUAAUUUUCUAGCGUCAACGUCGCAGCAGAAAUAUUUAGUAGAUAUAGAUCUGAAUCAGACUGCAGAGCAUGCAGCCGAAACGGAUUCGGGCCUCAGUUCUCUACAAAAAGAGAUUGAAAUGAAUCAGAUUGAGUUGCAGAUUACUUCAAAGUUAGCAAUGGCGGAAAACGAGAACAAUCUGAAUAUUGAAUAUUCAGGUCCACUUACUGUGGAAGGUCUCGUGUCUGAAGAUUCUCACUUGAUACGUGACAGUGAUGAAAUACCUGAAUCUUAUUUAGCAGGUAAUGGAGGCACUAUAGAAGACUUCAGAGAAAGUCUCACGCUAGACGAGGAAUGUGUGAAGGCGCUAAGAAAUGAACUGGAAUUGAAGUUACCUUUGGCGCAGGUGUCUGGUAUCGAGCCGGCCGCCUCGAGUGCGGGCGAGUGGCAGCCGCCGCCGCCGCCCGAGCUGGUGCUGGCGUACCCGGGGGCCCUCAGCCCUAUCGCAGAGGAGACGGGCCUACAGCUCACCGCCUACGAGAAUGACGUCAACUGGACGGUGUCAGCGGCGUCGUCGUCGGAGAGCUACCCGGAGCCGUGCAACAACUGGACGGAGGACGAGGACGCCACGCGCUGCAGCCCGCGCGACCUCUCCCGCAGCGCCACCUACACGCUGCCCAGCGCAGACCCGCACCGCACCUACACGCUACAAAAAGACCUCACCACCAGCAAAGAAAUAACAAUGAGUGCGGACAGCUUGAACGCCAGCCCUCAAAAAAUACCUGCAACAGAAAUUCAAUCACCAAUCAACGAUAGGACUUACACUAAGAAUGAAGAAGGAAACGAGUCCAAUUGCGAGAGGAUUUCGCAAGUCUCUCCGUUUUUAGUGAGCCCUACUACUGAUACAUCAGCUCCCGACACGACCGAUAACGCCGACAACGGGACCGGUGCUUCAACUUUAUCUCGAACAACAGUACCUACAGACGCUAAAAUAUCAAAGCCGUUUGACACUCAAUGCUUAUCAAAAGCGACCAGCAUGGAUUCUUGGUGCUCAAACGAUACUUUAUAUAACGUUGAGGAAAACUUCGACGAUCUAGCAAUGGACUCAGACAUUCCCGUAGAAUAUGAGCCUGAGAAGGAAGAACACAGUGAAAGUAGCAGCACAUUAACUCACAAUGAUGAUGAAAAAGAAUUGAGCCACUGCUCAACUUACAUAGUCCAUGAUAGCAAAUCAGAGGCCUGUGAAUCAUUUUCACCCGACUCAAUUACCGCUAACGAUAACUAUACGUACACAAAAGCCAAGACAGAAACGACGGCUGCAACUCCAUCCAACUUUACAAAAUCUGAAGUGGAUUCUACAAAGAAUUCUCAAACAAAAGAAGACCUGGCUUAUGGCACAUUGAUGUCUGGUUUACCGUCGUAUUCAAACUGUACAACAGAAGUCCUAUCAGGUGUUGAUGAUGUUUGGAAAUUACAUCAACCAGAGCUGGUGAGAAGAUCACCUAUGAAUAAUGAUGUUCAUUUCACACCACCUAGAGUUACGGAAGACACAGUAUGUAGUGAAACUAGUCCUCAAUUAACCACACAUCCUGAAAUUAAGAAAAUGGAUAGUGUAGAAAUUUCUUGUUUACAUGACGAACUGCUAGAUAGUCAUAAUAGAUCUGAAAAUAUUGAGAACCAAGUGUCGGUAGAUAAAAUAAACGAUAGUCCGAACUCUAACUACAAAGAUAUGGCCCCCUCAGUCACUAGUACACCUAUGACGGGACAAGUUGGGAAUGAAGAAGUCGAGGGUAUACCCAUGAAGUUGCCAGAAAUUCAACUGAGUACUCCAGAAAUGAACAUACCAAAUUUCCAAAUGUUCUUACAAUCUGCAGAAAUAAGACCUCAAGAUAUGUCUUCUAGUGGAAGUAAUGAUUGUACGCCUAAUGUGGAUACAGGCAUAAUGUUAGAAGGCGAUAGUAAAACUUUAAGCAGAAACAGUAAUAAAGAUAGUGUGGCAAAUGCAGAACGCACACCAUCGUACUCAGAUUUUGAAAACUCCGCUUUGUGCAAACCUCAAGAUAUGCAAUGGAGAGAAAACUCUAGUCAAAGUAUGGAAAGUGGAAUUACUUCAGAGGAAUUUAGACAGUUUGAGGACUCUGUUAGACAGAGACCGCAAGAUAUUUCGUCUGUAAUAGAGUCUAGUUCUUUAUUCUUGAAAAGUGAGAGGAAAUCCAGUGAACUCGGAGGAGGUUGUCUGAAGAAAACGGAACUUGAUCAGACUAGUCAAUCUGGACAAUUUUGCAAUAACGAACCAAUUCAAUGUGUAGCUGUUAGUCCGCCUAAUAAUGUGAAUUUAAUAGAAUCUCAUGUCAAUGUACCCGUUAAUAAUUUUUUACUAGAUUUUACUGAAGAAGAAACAGAUCAGCCUCAUUCAAUAAUCAUUACUGAGAGUCCUAAAGAGAUAGCGAAAGAUAGUCUAAAUGGUACUUAUGAUUCUCAUGCUGCAGUAAUGCUUCUAGAUCUUAACGAUACCUAUGAUUCUCAUGAAAAUAGUAGUCACCGGAAUGAAAUUAACAUUGGAAGUACAAAUGAAGUUUUAGAAAAGCCUAUAGUAAAUGGAGUUAUUGAAAAUGUUUUCACUAAAAUAAAUGAUCCUGAUUCAUUGGAUGAUACUCUGGAUGCGGUACAGGAAAAUCAUAAAUUACACGAUGCUGUUAUUGAAAAUGUAAGCCAAGUUAAUGACAAAAAGCCCUCCGAAACCGAAAAUAUAGAUGAAGUAAAAGAAAUUGUCGAGUGUUUACCAGCUGUAAUUAAUGUCUCAGACAGCAAAAGUGUCCUAAACAGAUCAUUUUCAAAUGAAGAAGAUAACAAUAUGAAUGAAAUAAAGUGCAACGGGAGUAGCGAGAACUACGCCACUGUUCAGUUUCUAAAUGAACCAUUUGAAGAACUUAUGGAGAGCAAUGUCGAUGAGGACACUAAAGAUUUUUGUGAAAAUGACAAAUGUGAUCAAGUAUCUAGUCAAGAUCAAUCUGAGCUUAAAAGUGAAAAUAUAGAAUCUAUUACUGAAAAUAAUAAACUUAUAAAUAAUUCCAAGUCGAAACUAUCUGAAAAUGUGGAUGAAUAUUUACAUGAGGGUGAUGAAGUAAACACGAAUGGUGUGGAUGACAAAUUAACAUCUGUAACUGAGAAUUUCUUGGUAAACGAGAAGAAAUUCUGUCAGUUUGAUUCUUAUUUCCCACUAUUGAGUGAUAUCAGGUUCACUGGUCCAGCCGAAGAAAUAAUGAGUACGCCAUUUAACCAAGAAUCCCCAACCGAACCGACGUCCCCUGAGUGCGAACAAGACAGCAAACCGGAUGCCGCUGUAGACAUACUGAAAGAGUGGGACAGUGAUAGCGAUACGCAUUCUAGCAACUCCUCCAGCGGCGAAUUCAUUUGGAAGGAUGGUGACGGCCACGAGACCUCGGUCGUACCGUCCACGCACUUCGACCAUCAACGAGGCAACAAUACCGAAUCGGGCAACGCACAAGCGGAAGACAAAGCGUUUUCUGACGCUCCAUCGGAGGCUUCCGGAGACUCCGGGUCAGGCUCGGAGGGUGAUGAAGUGGAGUUUGUGCCGUCUUCGUGGGACUGCCGCGCUGCACCCUCGAAGUCUUCACUGCGCAGUUUUGAACAAGCUACACCGGAGCACAAGAAGCGCGUGGUAUUCAAACGGCAGAAGUAUCACUGCGUGUACGAAUAUCCACGCGAAGUGGCCGAAUUAGAUACUCAGUCGCCCGCUGCUUACAUGCCGGACUUCUCUACCUACACAGACUGGGACCCCAGCAGUGCAGAAGAGGCGGAGUUAGGCUACGGUCAACUCUUUGGAGCUCCGAAUGCGCUAGACUUGUAUCCACUGCGGGGUGGUAUUGCAUUCGGUGCCGAUUACGACGAGGAUUUCUUCAUAUCGUCUUCGGCUCGGCCAUUCGAGAGUCUGGGCAUAAUGACAACAACGAGCCAGUUUUUCCCCGGCAUGCACAUGAAGCCGGCGCUACUCGACCGCGAGCUGGACGACGUCGACGACUUCCCACCGCCGCCGUCGCCGCUGCCCACCGCUACCACCACGGCCCACACCACCACACUUGUCCACACCAGGACACCUUCACUAGACUUCACAACACCAGACUCGGGAGUUGAAGAUAUCACUCCAGGGUCUACAACUACCGAAGAAGACUACAAAACCAAGAAAUUGCCGGAAACCGACCUCGGUCAGUGCUGGCGGGUGGUCGACAGUGGGAGCUCCAGUGAAUCGGUCAGUCCGAGCUCACCGGGCGGCGAGGCUCUAGGUGGUCUGAGACACACGAGGGAUAAACUGAAGCUCGACCUGCCUCCGAGUCCGCACUUGCCAUCGCCGAGACAUAACAGGGUUUUCAACUUUAUGCUAGACAAGCCGAAACGACACAAGGUCCAAGACGAGAGGCCGAGCGAGGUCAGUAGUACGCCGCUGGUGAUGAGCGAUGAAACACCGAUCGUUAGUACCUCGCUACCGCUACCGAAGGAAAGCGACGAUCUGCCACUACCAGAACCCACCUUCUCCACAUUCGGUAAGUGCGUUCAGAAAGUCGAUCCCGAACAAAAGGGUAUCAUACUCACAGAAGACGUUCACGCUGAAGAGAACAGUGAGAACAAAGUAGAAAGUCCAAAAGUGGUGGAAGCAGUCAAAGGUGAGGGUACGGUACUGGAUAGCGGCGACGAGGACUCCGGUAUAGAGAGCAGCUCUAAGGCUACUCUAGAACGGAACAAAACGACUCCGAACAUCUCCUAAUUAUAGAAAAUGUUAACAGUAGUGGUAUUGUUAUUGUAUAAAUAGGAUUAUCUCUAUAUUAAAAUAGUCACCGCCCUCGGAAUUUGUGGUAACGGACUAAAGCAAAACCUACGAAGUCCUCAAUACUGUACUGGUUACUUGUAUGAAGGGGACUCUUUAGAAAUGUUUUGUAAUUAUUAUACUCUUCACUCAUAUUACAUAAGAUUUUGAAUGUGAUUAAUUUAUAAUUGUACUAUAUAAGGUGUUUUCAAAAUAUCUGCUUUUGAAAUAGUACUUAUUAGAUAUGUAGGUUACGAUAAUGAUACGAUGUCUUGUACUGAAUGGCUAUAAUUUUUACAUUUCUAUAUUAAACAUGGUUUUAGACCUAUUUAAAUAGAAUCUAAAAUGUCAUUGUCACUGAUGUUGUUAUAUUUUAUUAUAAAAAAUCCGCCCGAUGUCGACGAUGAAAUACCCCUUGGGAGAAGCGACAAUUAAACAAUGGAUGACGCGCGUUAAAAAAAUUACAUUCAGUACUUAAAAUGUCAUCAACAUUGUAAAAUACAUAAACAGUGCUAUGAAAUUUUGGAAACAUCCUGUAUACAUUAUGUAAUUUCUUAAGCUAAAGUUAUGACGUAAUUCCGGGCGGUGUAACAGCAUGUCGAGCAAGCAAUUGAAUAGACGUAUAGUAGCUUGUGACUUUUCGUCCGGUGAAGCUGUAAAGGCCAGCCGCGGCCAACAGCAUUAGAGUAGUCCGAAAAAAAGAAAAAUUGGGACAUGCUGUAAAUAAUGCCAUUACAAUAGCCAAGAUUUAGUAUUACCAAACCUUUAUUUAGAUAUGUUUAAGUUUAAUAUCUCUUAACAAUUAGUAAGUGGUCAAACUCUUUUAUAUAAAACUACAAAAAAUAUAUGCGUAUAAAUACAAAGAACUUUUUUUACGUAAAUUAAAUAUAUAAAUAUCAAAUCAGAUCAUUCUAGGCCACCUACGUUUUUAAACGAAAAUCAAAGUGUUAAA